GCAUUUGGCGCUUGCCAUGAUGCGUGGGCACCCAGCCCUUCGUCAUAUCGAAAUCAUUUUGAGAUGGUCAUCUACAGUUGUGGAACUAACUCAAGGCCUGCCUAGAUUCACAGAUGUAAGUACUCGACCAAUUCCAAGUCUCAGGGCUAGGUCGUGGCAUACAGGAAGAUGCCACGGCAUUGGCGCUCAUGGUAACCUGUGCAACAUGCAGUGUGAAGUAUUAUUACCUUGUUGUUGGCAUCUUUCCCCUGACCUUGUCCUUCUGUCGUCCUAUACUGCCCCCUCUACCUUCCCUGUCCCCAUAAUCUACCAGGUUUCGUGUCUUUUUCGCUCAGCGCCGACAAGAAAGAUUGAACAGCUCUCACGCGAAGCCAAAAAUUCCCGUCAUAUGAUUCACAUCUAGUGCGCAAGCUGAUAGGCCAUUUUGUCUUCAAGUGCUCGCCUAAUCCGAACGCUUUUGUCGACUCAUCUCCCUUGGCUCUACGUAGUCCAGAGGAAUGGCUGCAAGCAUCCAAACCACACGAACUGUGGCUUCGGAGCGUUCUAUUGCACCUGCACACGCAGAUUCACGACAAAGCUUAGCGCUUGACGGAACCCUGGGAUCACCGUCCUCCCCCAGCAUCAUAUCUGGCCAGGGACCGCCUCCUUCCCAACAGUACCAACAGGAAACCAACGAAGUGGGGGAGUCCAUGUCCACAUCUGAUAAUGCGACCCACUCCACCGGAAAUUCACCUGGUGGGACUAGAUUGCGAAGCUUGUUCAACACCACUACGCACUCUCGGUCAACUAGUUCGGUAAACUCACAGCAGUCGAGUCAUUCGGUGCGUUCCGCGGAGAUAGCCCAUUGGACCAAUAGCUUCGUGCACUACACCCCUGUCCCUCCACCUCGACAGAAACCACCACCGAUCAUAUAUCAACCGAUCGGUCCUGAGCCGCCACUCAUACCUCCGUUGACACUGGUACGAGUUUUCACUAGUGACAACAUCCGCGUAUCACUGUUCAAAUGUAACAGGGACCAUCCAUCUCAGAUGGUCUCCUUCCUGAGGAGUCGUUAGUAUUCCAACCACUCCCGGAUAUCCCGGAAUUGCCUGUUCUCGGAUUCCCAUGGAUGGUGAAUGUGGCCGACAGACUGGAAGGGGUUGAUACGCAGCUAGGGUCGUUUGAGGGUGCAUAUAGUUCCCCUUCCACUAUACAUGUGAGUUUAACACUUUUCCAUGACGAUGACUUUUCAGUAUUGAGGUAUAGGAACAUGCCGAUGUGCUGGAUGAUGAGUUUCGCUCAUCGACAAGUACUUCCAGUGAUACCGACGAUCCACAGACGGAUAACCCU
Molecule: messenger RNA, 1329 nt
Organism: Pisolithus orientalis
Lineage: Eukaryota; Fungi; Basidiomycota; Agaricomycetes; Boletales; Pisolithaceae
Exons: 4
Coding region: 498-1055 (185 amino acids)
Source: RefSeq, a predicted model, not a curated record